Molecule: messenger RNA, 1066 nt
Organism: Odocoileus virginianus texanus
Lineage: Eukaryota; Metazoa; Chordata; Mammalia; Artiodactyla; Cervidae
Source: RefSeq, a predicted model, not a curated record
GAUUUCCAUUAAAUUGUGAUAAAAUUUUAGCUUAUACAGUUCAAAUACCUGAAGAAUUCUUGUACAAAAAGUACCCCGUUCUUCAGUGAUGCUGGCUAAAUAGAUUAUAACCAGUUGCUUGAUGAUAACCAGUUGUUAUAUGAAGUUUUUUGUAGCUCAUUUGAAUAUGAAUAAGGUUUUAAUCAUAUUGCUUUUUAUUUUAGGCCUUGAACCAAUGACAAUGAUUGAUUUAACUGAAUUUAGAAAGAGCAAAAGUUUAAAGCAGCAGCAGUACAGAGCUGAAAACCAGGUUCUUUUGAAAGAGAUUGAAAGUCUAGAGGAAGAGCGACUUGAUCUGAAGAAAAAAAUUCGUCAAAUGGCUCAAGAAAAAGGAAAAAGAACUGUCACUUCAGGAUUAAUUGCUGAGGACCUGAACCUAACUGAACACUUUUCUCAAGAGAAUAGAAUGAGAGAAAGAAAAUUUGAUUUCAUGAGCCUCAAAAAUAUGAGUGAAGAACAGUCAAAGAUUAGGAGUUCAGAUAAAGUAGAGCUGCCGCAUAGGAGACCAUCAUUCAAUAUUCCACAGUCAUAUCAGAAUGAGCCAGAAGAGAAUAUGACCAUGGGAUCAUUAUCGAGAAUGUUAUCUGAAAUUCACCAGAAUGUAGAAAGCGAAGUGAAUCCUUUUGUCUCUUUAACUACACAUUCUUCAUCCGUACAAGUGAAAGAUAAUAUUUCACCUCCAGAAACUAUUACAAUAAGGGAGAUUUUUAAAGCACCCUGUCUACAGUCUUUAAGAAAUCUAGAAUCAUUAAUCAGUACCUUUAGUAGAGAUAGUCAUGAAGAAAUAAACGAAUAUUUAUGUUCUCUUUCUGAUGAGUCUAUGAAGAAAGUGACAAGAAGCCAUCAGGCACUUGAAAAGACUAAUUUCACACAAAAAAAUGAUUCAUCUUUACGAGCCUUAUCAAUAGCUUCAGAUUUAACACAGAAGUUAUCACUUAGGCAAAAAUCAGCAAUAUUUUGUCAACAAAUUCAUGAUAAUAGAGCUGGCAUGGAAAAAUCACAAGUAGCAACAUCAGAAGAUGAACAG